CAGCCAUUUUAUAAUCAUAAUUUUCUUUUCAGAUUUUGUUUAGUUUUUGUUUUCUUGAGUUUCUCCAUUUUUGUGGUAUGAGUUGAUUUUGUAUAAAUGUUGCUAUGAUACUAAAUUACAAGAGUGGAAUAUGUCUGCAGCAGAACCAACCAGCCAGAAGAAACGUACUUUAAUCGUUCACAAGGAAAUCAAUGGAGCGAGUCACAGGUCAGGAGUGCGAGAGGGGGAUGUUAUUCUUAAGGUGAAUGGACAACAAGUAACAGAUUCUGAUCAUAUUGAGGUUGUUAAGCUGAUCCAGGGUGGAUCCUAUGUUGCGCUAACUGUCGUUCAUACUUCAAGGAUUAUUCCAGAAGCGAGGGUUGGGUAUGAAGGAGUGGAGAUGGAAGCUUGUAGAUCACCUACAGCCAGCAUUACAGGUACUUGA
Molecule: messenger RNA, 424 nt
Organism: Eurytemora carolleeae
Lineage: Eukaryota; Metazoa; Arthropoda; Copepoda; Calanoida; Temoridae
Product: rho guanine nucleotide exchange factor 11
Biological process (GO): G protein-coupled receptor signaling pathway
Cellular component (GO): cytoplasm
Molecular function (GO): guanyl-nucleotide exchange factor activity; G protein-coupled receptor binding
Source: RefSeq, a predicted model, not a curated record